CCGCUGCUUUCGAGGAAAUCUCGCGAGACAUCAAAACGAGCUAGGUAAGUAGUGACUACCCUAACUGGCACCCAUCGACGAUUACUAAAAUCCGACAAACCCUUUGUAGCGGAUCCCUUUCUGGAGACGUUGCAUAAUCUAGAGUCGUUUGGAAGCCUCUCUGAAUCAUGGGGAACAUAUUUGGGAAUUUGUUGAAGAGCCUCAUCGGGAAGAAAGAAAUGAGGAUCCUGAUGGUGGGUCUCGACGCUGCAGGAAAAACUACAAUCCUCUACAAGCUCAAACUGGGGGAAAUAGUCACCACAAUCCCAACCAUUGGCUUUAAUGUGGAGACGGUGGAGUACAAGAACAUCAGCUUCACCGUGUGGGAUGUGGGUGGGCAGGACAAGAUUCGCCCCCUUUGGAGACACUACUUUCAAAACACACAGGGUUUAAUCUUCGUGGUGGACAGCAAUGACAGAGAGCGUGUUAAUGAGGCGCGAGAGGAGCUUAUGAGGAUGCUGGCUGAGGAUGAGCUGAGAGAUGCAGUGCUCCUGGUGUUUGCCAAUAAGCAGGACUUGCCGAACGCCAUGAAUGCCGCCGAGAUCACAGACAAGUUGGGUUUACACUCCCUGCGCCACCGUAAUUGGUACAUCCAAGCGACCUGCGCAACCAGCGGCGACGGCCUCUACGAGGGCCUCGAUUGGCUGGCCAAUCAGCUCAAGAACAAGAAGUAGAAGGCGGUAAACGUAUGCGAGCCACAACCGUCCAAUUUUAUUGUUUUUUUUCGUUUCAUUGGGGACAGCGGGCCUGGGGUGGAUGAAUUUGAAGGAGAUUUUAGGCUUAAGUUUUCAAUCUGGCGUUGUCAGUUUGAACCAUGCGCACACACACAAAACGUAAACAAUCGUUCUGGCCUGUGCUUUUUGUGUUUCCAUCUCCUUGUCUUUUGGUGCAGUGUACUGACUGUCAGGUUAUUGGGUCAUGUGACUCCACCGCUGCGGAGAGUUUGACUGGUGUUUGUUUUGCUCAGUCAUCUUGUUUCACCUCUCCCCGUGAGCCAUGUCGGACAAUGACAAACCAAUAUGGGAAGCUGUGUGAGCAUUUUAUUUGAAUUCCAUCUUAAGGUCCGUGUAUUAGUACGCACUUUGUCCACACUCUUGUAUGCUGACUGGUUUUAAUUUAGUUUUAUUCAAAAGGAAAAAAGUUAUUUCCAAUAAUAUUGAUGUUAAUUUAAUUUUUAUUUUGCUGAAAUUUCCCUUUGGGUGAUCAAAGAAGGAUAUUUUACAAGAAGGACUUUGGUAUACUAGCAGCAUAAAUACAUAUUUCCAGUAACUGGACAACUGGGCGAUAACCACACUGUUAAAGAAAUCCAGCUUGUAUUUUUGGGGACUCAAAGAGUAAUUGGAACAACUUUAAAAUAUAAAUUAACCUUGAUGAUUAAAAUUAAAUCUUUAAGUUAGGGGACAGUAAAAGGGACAAUUAGUUGUGUAAACUUUUAUAUCUUUGUUGAAAAUGCGCGGGAGGCAAUUGUCACAUUAGCAAAGCUUCAAAUAUUUUGUUUGCAAGUUCAAAUGUUAUCAAAGUUUGUUGCCUUGACAUUUUAAGCUCACAAAACAUACAAUUCGUCUAAUAGUGUACAGGUACCAACUAAUGCAGUUUUACCUGACUAGUGACAUGUAGUUAUCCUACUUGUAUGCCAAAAGUGGCCAACAAGUAUGCAGAAAUAUAAAAAAGUGGAAAAAACGUGACGAGUAAGACAAAGUUACUGAGUAAGACAAAGUUAAGACUGAAUUUUCUGACUUGUGAGGACAGAGAGCGUACUAGUACAUCGAAUAUCGAAGGAUAUAUCAUAAAUACUCAAAACUGCUUUCCACCUGCUGAUUCAUCAUCUCCCCAUUCUGAUUUGUGUGUAUUCCAUCUGGUACAAGAUGAAUACAUUGUCGUCGCACAAGGCGGGAAUGCUGAAAAACUCUCCUUGUAUCAAAACAUGUCGUUGUUCUUGUCGUCGUUCUGAUUGGUGGGAAAGGUUCCGUCAUUGCAACCUCAUAACUUUGUUUACUGAAUGUGAAUAUUAGGUGUAGCUGUAGAAAAGGCAGUUAAGUACAGUAUAUUUAUUUUACACAAAGUCAUUUAUUUAGCUGAUGUGUCAGGACAGGAAAGAAAGAAGGGUAAAGCGGAUGAAAAUGUGGGCACGAGCAAACGACCGAUACCAGCAGGCUUUUGUCUCGUAAUCUGAAAAAGAUUUUGUCUGUGCCGUACAUGACAACUAACUACUGUUAUGUGUAUCUGUGCAUCUAUUCCAUGUUCAAGUUUGAUCAUUUGGGUUUCGUGGCCUUAUAUGUAGUGGCGGCUAAAAUUGAGUUGAUCUUUUUGCUUCUGAAUAUUUAUCAGGAAUAAUGUAUUGAUUAUGAUUUUUUCUCUUACGCUGUCAAAAACAGGUUUGUGCACUGUAGUUUGAGAUGGUUAGGCGAAGGUUUGUCUUGCUGUAGCUUCUGUUUUGCCUGUAUACUUGAUCCAUAUUUAGUGGUAGGUCUUAUUUGUUAGGGUGAUGGGGUGGCGGGUGUAUUUAAAAAAACAACAACAAAAAAAACAUUAACAUGUGACCACAUCAGUAAAAUGAAUGCAAAAAAUGAAGAACCCUGGUAUUCAUUCUGUACCGUUCUAGUUACACACAUAGACGACGACCAUGUUUCAGUGCUGAAUGCAUGGAGACCAGACAUCUACAGUAUGUGAUGAUCACUUCCUGCUGUAUCGCAAAUAAACCCAUUUUCUGUAGGACCAGUCUCA
Messenger RNA from Hippocampus zosterae (dwarf seahorse), 2763 nucleotides. It is a transcript of the gene arf3b, whose product is annotated as ADP-ribosylation factor 3b. The transcript is spliced from 5 exons. NCBI's taxonomy places the organism in Eukaryota, Metazoa, Chordata, Actinopteri, Syngnathiformes, Syngnathidae. The record is from RefSeq and is a predicted model, not a curated record. The coding region runs from base 168 to 713 and encodes 181 amino acids. Gene Ontology annotation, biological process: intracellular protein transport; vesicle-mediated transport. Gene Ontology annotation, molecular function: GTP binding; GTPase activity. Gene Ontology annotation, cellular component: plasma membrane; cytoplasm.